Lagopus leucura (white-tailed ptarmigan) is the source of this 2667-nucleotide messenger RNA. RefSeq lists its product as uncharacterized. The annotation marks the transcript as partial. Lineage: Eukaryota; Metazoa; Chordata; Aves; Galliformes; Phasianidae. The record is from RefSeq and is a predicted model, not a curated record. The transcript is spliced from 4 exons.
GGGAAGAGAUGAGGGGCAAUUUGUGUGCAUCCUGUGCCCAUGGAGCAGGUAUCACCUACUAAGAGCUAGGUGCCCUUCAUGGCGUCGUGGACUUGUUUUCUUUCCUUUUUUGAGCAUGAUGGUUCUGCAGGUGCAUUUUAAGUAACUGUGAACUCUGCUGAGACGACAGGUGUCCUAGAGAGAGCCCAGCUGCACCCUUUUUGUUCAGGCUGUUCUAUUCUCUCCUGAGAUUAAAAGGGACUUGAAAAACCCAGAAGUACAACUUGUACUUUCAGGCUGCUGUUCCAGCCUGUCAAGUGGGUAUCAUGCAGUGUGACCACCAUUGGGGCAGGAGGGAAGUAGCUGAGAAAUUCAUCUGCCUACAUGAAGUAGCAUGUCUUGAAAAUGGUCAUAGCCAUGAUAUAAUUAGCAAGGUCAUAGAAUCCUAGAAUCACCAAGGUUGGAAAAGACCUACAAGAUCAUCCAGUCCAACCGUCCACCUGUCACCAACAGUUCUCACUAACCUGUGUCCCUCAACACGAUGCCUAAAUGUUCCUCAGGAGCAUGCAGUGUUUCAGAAUGACAGAAGGUCUGGAGCCAGAACCCACCCCUUCCCAGCCCUCACUGAAGGGCUGGCAGUGAAGGCAAGGGGAUCUCACUGGAGAUCCCUGCCUACCUGAGUCCUUCUGAAGGUAAGCAGCCCCUUGCCUUGAUUUCUGUGCCCACGGCUGUUGCCUUUGAGCAAAUCCUCCCUUGCUGCAGCCUUGGACCUUGCUCCUCUGCUGUCAUGGCUGUGCUUUCCAUCGCGCCUGGCCUCAUUGGGCUCAACCCUGCUGACGGAUAGAUGUGUUGGUUUGGUUGGGGUGGUUGCAGUAGCUAAUGGCAAAACCCUUUCCUGAGUGCAACUAAAGAGAUAAGUGAGAAAACAAGGGAGUCUUGAGAGGAAAGAGUGACUGAUAGCAGUGCUGUCCUGGAAGCUACAGUGGAAGCAGUAGAGAGGCCGAUAGUGGCUGUUGGUGUCAGUAGAGCGAUACGAGUCUGUGUGUAAAUGGUGGUUCUUAGAGCUGUGUUAAUUCCUUGAAGAGGCCUAGCAUUGUGGAGGUACUUGUACUGACAGUUGUUUGACUCAGGAAUGAAGUGUGUUUCCCAGUUCGUGAUAACCUGAUAGCGUUGUGUUUGCUCGUGCAGCUGUGCUCUGUGCAUUGUAGAGCUGUCAGACAGAUGUGGGUUCACUUUCCACUCUCUCAGCAGGAAUGAGACUAGUAAUACUUUCUGUAAGUGCAUUUCAGUUGAAAAAAUGAUUUUGUUUUGGCUGUAGAAAUGCUGUAUUUGAGGGAUUUUGGUGGACGUGGGCUAACAGGACAAGGAUUCUAUUGGCAACUGCUUUCUGUGACAUGGAAAGGGUAUACUUUGUUUUAGGGAUGGAGCAUGGGAUUCGAUUGACUCUUACUGAGAAAGGGGGAAGUGGAAAGCCUCUGUGGGUAAGAACGUUUUGUGAGCUGUAGUUUGGGUACCUUCAUCUAAGUAGGACUGUAUGAAAGGGUGCGUGUGAUGGAGGAGAGGGGAAAGUGCCUUGUGUGGACUGUAAGGAAGGCAUAAUGUUACAGAGUGGAGAGGCAAAUUUAAGAAACUCUGCUUGAAAACUUGAAGGUAGUGGCUGGCUGUGCUGAAAUCUUCCAAAGAGUUGCUCUUCAAGUAUUUCCUGCUUUCUCUCUGCGAGAAACUGACGCCAGUGGCCUUCCACUGCAGCAUGGCCGUGCGGAAGGGCUGGGGAACAAGACAGAGCUAGAGAAGGCACCAAAGAGAGCUACAGGUACACAGCAGGCACCUGGACUUGAUGCACUGUCUUUCUGCGCAGGCUUUCUGUUUGUUCAUUCCUAGGACAGUUGUCUGCAGUUUGCAUCCCAGCUUUCUCCCAAGCCCUGGCUGCACAAAAAUGCAAGCAAUCAGAGGAAGAGAAGGAAAAAGCAGAGGAGUGGGCUUCUGAGAAAAGAGCUGAGGGGGAGCAUGAGGAGCUUGAGGCAGUGUUUCAGAAAAGUAGUGCUUUCACUUAGGAUUGUCUGAGAUUUCCUUGCCCUGGGUUAUGAUUGUGUGUAGCUAUUGGUUUCUUGGUGCCUGUGUAUCCGUUGGUACACAGAUCAGUGUGUGGAAAAGACAGCUGAGAGUGCAGGACAUGGCAAUGUAUUUCUCCUGGCCAAAUGUGCUGAAGUACUGGAAGGAUUGUGAGAAAGACCAGAGAGAAUGGUUUCAAGCUACGGCAGGGGAGAUUCAGGCUGGACAUGAGGAAGUAUUACUUAUUAUGGUCUCCACAAAGUGGGCGCAGAAGCAAAAUGAAGCUGAGAUGCAUCUGUGUGCUGAGUCCUACUGCUACUGCAGAAAAAGCAGCUUUGGUUCAGCACGCUCCUACUGCUUUGGUGUGCCGCACCUGCCUGCCCUGUCAGCACUACGUCAGGCUUUUUUUUCCUUUUUAAGGUCAGCUUGUGCUGGAAGUGGACGGCAUCAGAGUGUGAGUGAAGAUUCUUUCUUUAGGGAUCCUUUCCAAAAGGAGAUUUUUGGGAUUGAGGCAGUUGAAGAAAGAGUGAAGCCAGGGGCAGUCCCUGUGGAGAGGACCCCAGGAACUGAGAUUCCCCACCACUGUCUCAGCAAGGAGACAGACGCAGUUCCCAUUCCUGCUCUGCACGUGGAAAG